CAGAAGAAAGAGCUGGACGGCGUACUACACGCAAGGUGAUCAGUGAUUUCUUGUUUCUGUUACUUCAGCACGACUGCGUCAACUUUUGUCGGUGCUUUGACUGGUCUUCCUCUUUUCUAUUUAUUUCCAACAAAGCUCUAAAUUCCCAAUUCCAUGCAGAUGCAAUACUUCUUGGCUUGUUCGGAUUCAGGGCGACAUUAUACAUUCAUAGGUUGAAGAAAGGAAGCAUUUAAUUUCAGAUAGCCUUAGUUACUAUUAGUUUUUUACCGACAUCAUGAUCAUCUUUCAGUGAUCUCGUAUUAAUAAUUCGAUUUCCCUUGCUGUAUUCCAC
This is a messenger RNA of Amoebophrya sp. A25, 331 nucleotides long. The record is from the annotation of a GenBank genome assembly. NCBI's taxonomy places the organism in Eukaryota, Dinophyceae, Syndiniales, Amoebophryaceae.